UUCUGGGACCUCCCUGAUGACAUCAAUGUUACCAGGAUCAUGAACUAUUAUGAAAAAGAGUCUGAGGAGCAGGAUGGCCCAGCUGACCACCCUGAACAGAUUGAUAAGCCUCUGACUGACAACAGCAUUAAUGAACAUUUUACACCCUGGAUGGAUGCCAAUCCUAUAAUCAGGUCAGAAGACUACGUUGAAGGGAUUGAAUCAAUGACAGAGGAAAGCCUUUAUGAGUGUUUCCCAUUUCAAAUGGAUAAAAAUAACACUAUCAGCUGUGAGCAUUUUAAAAGCGAAGAUAUUAUUGAUGGAUGCUUCAACCUUCAGAUGGAUUUGAGUAAAAUUAACAGCUCGCAUAAAUCCUGUGAAGAAAUGAAAUUGGUGAAAGAUAAUUGUGCUGUACUCACCUGCCAAGUUAAUACAACUAAAACAGUCAGACGGAGCAGUGGUGAAGAUAGGUCUCUGAUCCAGGAAGACGACACAACAGACAGACCCAGUUAUCAACACGACUACAAAAAGUACAGGAUUCAGCUCUUCGAUGCCAUAUUUGAAGGAGAUCUGUACACCAUAGAUGUUCUACUUCAAAAGAUCGAGGAAUCUAAUGGUUGUCUCUCUCACCAAAAGUUAAAAGAUUCAAACACCGGUCAAACUUGUCUUAUGAAAGCCUUGCUGAAAAUAACAAACAAAACAGAGGAACAAGCCCAAGACAUUAAGCUGGUGGAAAUUGUCAAGAAGCUAAUCUCCUUUUCGAAGAAGACAGGAGACCUAAAAGCCUUUAUUAACGCAGCUUACACUGACAAGAUUUACAGAGGGCAGACGAGUCUUCACAUCGCUGUGGAGCGCAGGAGGUGUGACCUGGUCAAAUUCUUGGUCAGAAAUGGAGCUGCUGUCGAUGUCAUGGCCAAAGGAAGCUUCUUCCGCAACAAGAAACACAAGCAGUGUUCCUUCUACUUUGGGGGUUUCCCACUCAGUCUGGCCGCCUGUACCAACCAGCUGGACAUUGUGACCUUCCUGAUUGACCAUGGCGCUGACCCAUGGGCACAGGACCGGGCAGGGAACACAGUGCUGCACGCACUGGUGUCCAUCGCUUACGACACGCCGGACACUCGGAGCUUUGUGACGGAGAUGUACGACUUUAUCCUGAUGAAGAGCACUGACAUGGAUCCCAGUGUCAACCUGGAGAAGAUCACCAACCGCGAGGGCCUGACCCCACUGCGCCUGGCCGCUCACACGGGCAAGAUUGGGAUAUUUAAACACAUUCUGGGAAGGGAAAUAAAACAGAAGAAGUAUAAGCACCUUUCUAGAAAGUUCACUGAGUGGGAAUAUGGACCGGUGUCUUGUUCUUUAUAUGACCUCACUGGAGUCGAUACAAUUGAGCAGAAUUCAGUGCUUCAGACGGUUGUCUACAGCAGCAGGAACAGGAACCGUCACGAGAUGCUUUGUGUGGAACCCAUGAAUGAGCUGCUCCAGAAGAAGUGGGAGGAUUUUGGUGCAUGUUUAUUCAUUGUCAGCUUCUUGUUUUACCUCACCUACAUCAUCACCUUCACCUUCAUGGCCUCCUACAGACUUGAGAGAAGCAAAGCACUGGAACAGGAGGAGUGUUUCCACCUGAUAGGAUACAUGACCCCGAUAUCUGCAGUGAGUUAUCUGCCCAGGCUCUUUCGGGCACAGAGUUAUAUACUGUUGACUGCUGUGUACUUUCUGAUUAAGGAGGGGGCGGAAAUGAUAUACUUGAGACGCUCCAAACUACACUCCGUGCUACAGGAUGGAUUCUUUCACGUUCUGUAUUUCCUCCAGUCCAUUCUCGUGAUCAUCUUCAACACCUUGUGCUGGGCAAAUGUGGAAAGUUCCCAAAUACUGCUUGUUCUAGCUCUUGCCCUGGGAUGGUUCAACGUCUUGUAUUACACACGAGGCUUCAAACUGACUGGAAUUUACUGCGUGAUGAUGAAAAAAAUUAUUCUGCAGGAUAUCCUGCGAUUCCUACUAAUUUAUGCAGUCUUCAUUGUGGGAUUCACAGCAGUAUUUGCCUCACUGAUUGAGGAAUGUCCACCAGGCAGCGACUGCCCUUACAAUGGAUUCAGCUCUGCGAUCCUGGAGCUCUUCAAACUCACUAUUGGACUGGGAGACCUGGGGAUCCAGAGGCACUCCAGAUUCCCCAUCUUUUUCCACAUGCUCCUGGUGCUUUACGUGAUCCUGACUUUUGUCCUGCUCCUGAACAUGCUGAUUGCCCUGAUGGGAGAGACCGUGACCAAGAUUUCCAGCGAGAGCGAGAAGAUCUGGAAGCUGCAGAGAGCUGAGACCACUCUGCACUUUGAGAGAACUCUGCCUAAAUGGCUACGGACCAGAUGUAAAAACGGCCACAGCUUCACUGAGGUGACUGUCGGAAUCACGCCUGAAGGGAAGGAAGACAAACGGUGGUGUCUGAGGUUAAAUGAGGUCAACUGGAAUGAAUGGGACACUCGCAUCAAGACAACGAUUGAAUCAAUGGAAGAAUAGUAACAGAGCUACAACACAAAUCCACGUUACCCAGAUGGUGUGUGUGACCAAGGAAAACAAAAAAAGACUUGCAUUUUUGUAGCACCUUUCACAGCAUCAGGACAUCUCAAAGUGCUUUACAGCCAAUAAAGUACUUUUGAUGGUGUAGUCACUGUUGUAAUGUAACAAAUUUACCCACAGCAAUGACUAAAUAAGCAACUUUUUAGUGAUGUUAGUUGAGGGAUAAAUAUUGGCUAGGACACCAGGGAGACCUCCCCUACUCUUCUUUGAAACAGUGUCAUGGGAUCUUCUGUGUUCACCUGAGAGGGCAGAUGGAGCCUCAGUUGAAUGUUUCAUUCAAAAGAGAGCACCUCCAACAGCACAGCGCUCCCUCAGUACUGACCGUCCAACAGUGCAGCACUCCCUCAGUACUGACCCUCCGACAGUGCAGC
Molecule: messenger RNA, 2918 nt
Organism: Carcharodon carcharias (great white shark)
Lineage: Eukaryota; Metazoa; Chordata; Chondrichthyes; Lamniformes; Lamnidae
Product: transient receptor potential cation channel subfamily V member 3-like
Exons: 19
Coding region: 40-2487 (815 amino acids)
Biological process (GO): calcium ion import across plasma membrane
Cellular component (GO): membrane
Molecular function (GO): protein binding; calcium channel activity
Source: RefSeq, a predicted model, not a curated record